UGAAAUACGUCAUCAAUGAACUCAUUUCCUUUCGGCUAACUUCCGACGUUGCACGACGCGACACCGGCGACACCGUGUGAAAAUUGCGAGAUUACCUCUUUCCGGUUCUUCACGAAAGCGUUCGGUGAUUACUCCGCUUGUUCAAAAUGGCGAAACGCACGAAGAAGGUUGGAAUCACCGGUAAAUAUGGCACCCGUUACGGUGCCUCCCUUAGAAAAAUGGUGAAGAAAAUGGAAAUUACCCAACACAGCAAGUACACUUGCUCAUUUUGUGGUAAGGAGGCGAUGAAACGUAGCGUCGUAGGAAUUUGGUCCUGUAAACGAUGCAAGAGGACAGUUGCUGGUGGUGCGUGGGUAUAUUCCACAACGGCCGCUGCCUCAGUAAGAUCAGCUGUACGUAGAUUGCGUGAAGUUAAAGAACAGUAAAUGUAAUAAAAUAUCUUUUUAACAAUUUA
Molecule: messenger RNA, 454 nt
Organism: Solenopsis invicta (red fire ant)
Lineage: Eukaryota; Metazoa; Arthropoda; Insecta; Hymenoptera; Formicidae
Gene: RpL37A
Product: 60S ribosomal protein L37a
Exons: 3
Coding region: 147-425 (92 amino acids)
Biological process (GO): translation
Cellular component (GO): ribosome
Molecular function (GO): structural constituent of ribosome
Source: RefSeq, a predicted model, not a curated record